Messenger RNA from Phoenix dactylifera (date palm), 1936 nucleotides. NCBI's taxonomy places the organism in Eukaryota, Viridiplantae, Streptophyta, Magnoliopsida, Arecales, Arecaceae. The record is from RefSeq and is a predicted model, not a curated record.
UCGUGCGAGCCUUCUUCCCCCCUCUCCACUACCAAUUCCAACUUCCUAAACUCUCACCCACCUCUUUUGACGCGGCCCUCUCUCUCUCUCAUGCAUAUCGGCUCCACUGUCGCCGCUCCUCGACCCGUCUGGCCUGUCCGAACCCUCCCCCACCUCGCCGAUUCUCCCCUCAACCCCCUCGGAUGCCGACGAGCCUACAUCCAACCACUAAGAACCACCGCCACCGCCACCGCCACCGUCACCACCUCCACCGAAACCCAUCUCGCCAACCUCGAACGCCUCCUCCAGAAGCAGUCCCCUUCUCCUCCCCUCUUCGCUCCCAACCCCGGCAAUGACCCUGACCCCCCUAAUUCCACCUCCGGCGGCGGAGGCCCCCUCAGCGCCCUCAACCUGCCCUUCCUCUUCCCCUCGUCCCGCAGGCAGCCGGAGGAGAUGUCCCCCCGGAGCCUCACUGGCCUCCACCGCCUCCUCUCCGACUCCCCGCGCCCCUCCCCCCGCGGCCCCAUCGCCUCCCGCUGGCGCCACUACCACGGCGCCGCCGACUGGGCUGGCCUCCUCGACCCCCUCGACGAGAACCUCCGCCGCGAGCUCGUCCGUUACGGCGACCUCGUCCAGGCCACCUACCACGCCUUCCACUCCCGACCCGACGCCCCGGCCGACGCCCCCCGCUCCGUCGACCUCCCGGACCGCUCCUACCGCGUUACCCGUUCCCUCUUCGCUACCGCCUCCGUCGAGCUUCCCCGCUGGCUCGACCGCUUCGUCGCCCCGUGGAUGACCCAGCGCUCUAGCUGGAUUGGCUACGUCGCCGUCUGCGACAGCGACCGCGAAAUCCACCGCAUGGGCCGCCGCGACAUCGUCAUCUCCCUCCGCGGCACUGCCACCUGCCUCGAGUGGUUUGAAAAUAUCCGUGCCGGCCUUGUCCCAGUGGAUGACGGCAAGGACAAUGACGAAAAGAAUGACAAUUCGACAUCGAGGUUGCCGCAUGCACCGAAGGUGGAAUGCGGCUUCUGGAGCCUGUACAAGACGGCUGGCGACCGCUUGCCGAGCCUAUCGGCGGCGGUGGUGGAGGAGGUUCGCCGGCUCGUAAAUCAGUACAAAGGGGAGGAAUUAAGUAUCACCGUGACGGGACACAGCCUCGGGGCUGCGCUGGCGGUGCUGGUGGCUGACGAGCUGAGUGCAAGCAUACCGGACGCCCCACCGAUCGCCGUGUUCUCAUUCGGGGGGCCGCGGGUGGGGAACCGGGCGUUUGCCGACCGGGUGGAAGGUCGGGGAGUGAAGGUGCUGCGCAUAGUGAAUGCGCACGAUGUGGUGACGAGGGUACCAUUAGGUGUGGCGCCGCCGGAGGCGGCGGAGAGGCACCUUGGCGGCAAUUGGUGGCCGGCAAAAGUCUUGGAGGGGAUGGAUGGUUACACCGACGUCGGGAGCGAGCUGAGGGUGGACAGCCGGGCGUCGCCGUACCUGCGGCCGGAUGCCGACCCGGCGUGCUGCCAUGACCUGGAGGCGUACCUCCACCUGGUGGACGGCUUCAUGGGGACCAACUGCCCCUUCCGGUCCAAUGCCAAGAGGAGUUUGGCCCGGUUGCUCAGCCAGCAAGGAGGCAAUGUCAAGAAGCUCUACAUGAGCAAGGCCCGGGAACUCCAGGUGGGCCAGCUCGACCCGUCCGCCGCCGGCGGCGGUGGCGGCGCGUUUUCCACCGUCUCGGGCUGCCUCGCCAGCCCAUCGUCAUGAGUGGCGUCAAAGAAGCGCGUUAUGUUUACGUGCAUUAAAGAUUAAUGAAGUAUGGAUGGAUCAUUCAGUCAAUUAUUAUUAUAUGCAUGCCAAAGGUGGUGAACAAGAAAUUGGUGAACAGAGGUGGAUGGGUACGUAUGUACAUAUGUAAGCAGUCAUACCAAACUUGUAUAUCAAAUUCUUUUAGUAGUCAAUUGUAGAUGUUUCA